AUCAAUCAUAUCUCAGAAACAGGCUGAAGACAGAAAAGAGGAGCUUCUUUAGUGUGUGUUGUGUGUGAAAGAAAUGGAGUCCGAUGGAAAACCUACAGAGAUCAGCAGCACGAAGAUGUUCGAUGGAUACAACAAGCGAUACAAACACUACAGCCCAACGCUCGGCUGCUCCAUGACCUUCCACAUUUUCUUCCCUCCUUCAUCUUCUCCUUCCCAAAAAUUCCCUGUACUUUACUGGCUGUCUGGGCUUACAUGCAAUGAUGAGAAUUUUAUAGCUAAAUCCGGUGCUCAGCGUGUUGCUUCUGCUGAGGGUGUUGCUCUGAUAGCCCCAGACACUUCUCCUAGGGGCUUGAACAUUGAAGGAGAAGCUGAUAGCUGGGAUUUUGGUGUAGGUGCUGGAUUUUAUCUGAAUGCUACACAAGAGAAGUGGAAGAACUGGCAAAUGUACGACUAUGUUGUGAAAGAGUUGCCAGCAGUUCUUAAGGAGAACUUUCCUCAGCUUGACACGUCUCGGGCUUCUAUAUCUGGUCAUUCCAUGGGUGGACAUGGAGCACUGACAAUUUACCUAAAAAACUUGGACAAGUACAAGUCGGUGUCAGCAUUCGCUCCUGUUGCAAAUCCUAUAAACUGUCCAUGGGGCCAGAAAGCAUUCACAAAUUACUUAGGUGAAAACAAGGCUGCCUGGGAGGAGUAUGAUGCCAGCAUUCUUGUAUCGAAGUAUACCAAUGUUUCAGCUACUAUUCUCAUUGAUCAGGGAGAUGCGGACAAGUUUCUGAGUGAACAGCUCCAGCCGCAAAAGUUUGAUGAGGCUUGCCGGAAAUCCAUGGUGCCACUGCUGCUCCGAAUGCAACCAGGUUAUGAUCACUCCUACUAUUUCAUCGCUACGUUCAUCGACGAUCAUAUCCGCCACCACGCUCAAGCCCUUAAUCUGUGAUGCUAUGGCGCUCUAGAUCAUGUCAGAAUGGACUUUGCUUCUGUUUGAACUUGAAAAUUAUGUAGAAGACAAUAAAGGUGGUUGUUUAUUGUGUUUGA
Messenger RNA from Salvia hispanica, 1032 nucleotides. It is a transcript of the gene SFGH, whose product is annotated as S-formylglutathione hydrolase. Gene Ontology annotation, cellular component: cytosol. Gene Ontology annotation, biological process: formaldehyde catabolic process. The record is from RefSeq and is a predicted model, not a curated record. NCBI's taxonomy places the organism in Eukaryota, Viridiplantae, Streptophyta, Magnoliopsida, Lamiales, Lamiaceae. Gene Ontology annotation, molecular function: S-formylglutathione hydrolase activity.